Molecule: messenger RNA, 1434 nt
Organism: Diaporthe citri
Lineage: Eukaryota; Fungi; Ascomycota; Sordariomycetes; Diaporthales; Diaporthaceae
Exons: 6
Coding region: 1-1434 (477 amino acids)
Biological process (GO): molybdate ion transport
Cellular component (GO): membrane
Molecular function (GO): molybdate ion transmembrane transporter activity
Source: RefSeq, a predicted model, not a curated record
AUGGCGGUAUACUCGGCAACCAUCGCAUUUCGCUCCUCCUGCGCGCCUUUGUGCACGAUGACAAGGGAUGCGAAAGGCUACAUGGCAGCAUCCAACAUGGCCAAGACCAGUGAGAUGAUGGAAAACCGCAAGCGUAGAAGCAGCAAACCCACACAGAGCUUGAAUGUGUACCUACAGGAGGACGAAGAUGAAGAACCCAAAGACUUCGUUGCGGAAGCGGACACUGGAGUAGCUGAUUUCGUGAAGCAGUAUCUUGCUGGACAUUUGCUAGCUUUUGCCGCCGAUUGGUUACAGGGCCCACACUUGUACGGUGUCUACAAGUACGACAAGAAGCUCGAAGAGACUUACAUUGCCGCCCUCUAUGUGACUGGCUUUAUCUCCGCGGCCCUCAGCGACGCCUUUGUGGGACAGCUGGCCGACAAGUUCGGCAGGAAGAAGGCCUGCCUGAUAUAUUGCCUCACAUGUACGAUGUGCUGCCUGUCCAUGUUGUCGGACAACCUCUACGUACUCUUUGGUGGCAAGUUCUGCGGCGGGGUGAGCACCACGCUACUGUACAGUGUUUUCGACGCGUGGAUGAUCACAGAAUAUCACAAGCGUGGCCUCGAGGCAGAGCACCUGUCGCUGGGGACUCUGUACGGAUGGAUGAUGUCUCUCAACUCCAUCGUGGCUACCACAACUGGAAUUUUCGGGGACAUCCUGGUUUCAUUUACCGGAACAAAAGUGUCACCGUUAUUGUUGGCUGUUCUGGUGCUUGUCGGCACUGCUACGUGUAUCAGUUCGACGUGGUCCAGUGUGAAAAUAUGGCAGCCCGCCAAGCGACGUGUCCAGGACGUCUUUCCUUGCCGUGACAGCCACGGCGAUCAAAAAACGUGGAGAGACAAGCGCAUCUUUGCCCUCACGACGGCCUCCUCUCUAUUUGAGUCCACGAUGUACCUCUUCGUCUUCUUCUGGUCUGCAGCUCUCGUCAGUGCCCGCAACGCCUCCGGCAUCACCGAGGAUCCCCCACUCGGCCUCAUCUUCGCCUGCUUCAUGUGCUGCAUGAUGGCAGGGUCGGUGCUGUUCACCACGGCCACGACCUCACACAAUGUCGCCAGCGCGUCCUUCAUCCUUAACGCCGCCAUCACGUUUGCCAGCGCCUCGCUGCUGUCGGCCGUAAUCGUACCAUCUCAUGAGUACUUAGUCUUCUGGGCAUUCUGCCUGGUUGAGCUGUGCGUGGGCAUGUACUUCCCCAGCAUGAAUUUCCUCAAGAGCAAAAUUGUCCAGGAUGGCUCGAGGGCCAAGAUAUACAGCUUCAUGAGGCUUCCUCUGAGCACACUUGUCGUGCUGGCUCACUCCCUUACCGGAGAAGGUGACUACCAUCGGAACAACGUAUUCAUCUCGUUUGGUGGAGCCCUGCUGGUGGCCUUCAGCAUCACCCACCGUCAGCUUCAAUGA